GAAUGGAAACACCGAAUCGUAACGGUAAAGUUGGUGGUUCCUUUUCUUCCUUCGUCACCCACCGCCACCAAGCAAGGAUCUUCUUCUAAACUCAGGAUAUUCUCUUUUCUCUAUCCUCAAAUUUCAUUACUUUAUAGUCCCCAACAAAUAAUUAUACCUUUCCGGAUGAAGAAGAAGAUCGAUGAAUUUUGCAUACUACAAAGUGAAUCAAUGCAGCAGCACUAGUUAGUUAUAUACAGAGCAGAGCCUGAUCUGAGUGAUCAAUCGAUUAUCAAUUAGAAUGCCUUCCAAAGGUGGUAUGCUUCCCAUAACCAGAGCUUUUCUUUCUUCUUACUAUGAUAAACACCAAUUUCCUCCCAUUUCCGACGACGUUUCCCGCCUUUCCCAACAGCUUCACACCUGUUCCGAUCAUCUGCGGAAGAUUUCCCUUCCGCUUCCAGAAGGAGAAAGAUUGUUGCUAAAAGAAGUGGAGAUGCAGCCACCACAUAAAAUUGAUGAGAAUAUGUGGAAAAAUCGAGAGCAGAUUGAAGAAAUCAUUUUCUUGCUAGAACGCUCUCAUUGGCCAAAAUCUCUUCAAGAUCAGUCCACACCCGAAGAUGUUGAGCUUGGUCAUCUUCUUAAAAAGCUUAAAGAUAAAUGUGAAGGUAUAUUGAAGGUUUUGGAAUCCUUUCAAUCCAAGAGUUCUGAAAAUGUGUUCAACACAGUUAUGACAUAUAUGCCCCAAGACUUUCGAGGUGCACUAAUUAGACAACAAAGAGAGCGCUCUGAGAGGAAUAAAAAAGCUCAAGUAGAUGCAAUUGUAACAUCUGGUGGAUCCAUACGCGAUAAAUAUGCUCUCCUAUGGCAUCAACAAAUGGAAAGGAGAAGACAAUUAGCUCAACUGGGUUCAGCUGCAGGUGUGUAUAAGACGGUUGUGAAAUACUUAGUAGGUGUGCCACAGGUUCUACUGGAUUUUGUAAAGCAGAUAAAUGAUGAUCAAGGGCCAAUGGAGGAACAGAGGUAUCGGUAUGGGCCCCCUAUGUAUGCCCUUACAAAUUUGGUGCUUAAUAUUCGCCUUUUCAUUUCUUUGUCAUGGUUACGCUUUCAAGAUAUUAAAUUGGAGAAGCAUCAAAUAUCUAUGUUAGAAGAAGCGAUUAAUGUCUAUACGUCUGAGUUGGAAAGAUUCUUGAGUUUCAUUGGGGAAGUUUUUGCAAAUUCUCCUUUCUUUGUUACGGCUGAGGAAGCUGGUGCAAUAGAAGCAACUAAAAAUGAUGACUAUAGAGAAACAAGUGUCCUCGCAGGGACAACUUUUGAGGUUUCAUUGGAUGUGGAAUCAGUAAAUUCAUACAUUGCUUGGGAUUUCUCCAUAGCACAAGGGAGAAUUAGCAUGAAUAUUGGAUUCAGCAUAGAAUACACAAAUUCUUCGGGACAAAAAACACUAAUCUUGCCUUAUAGGCGGUAUGAGUCUGACCAAGGUAACUUUUGUACAAUCAUGGGUGGCAAGUAUACACUGAUUUGGGAUAAUUCUUUUUCAACGUUCUUCAAAAAGGCCCUUCGAUACAAGGUGGACUGUAUAGCACCAGUUGUGGAAUCAACAGAUGAAAUGUGCAAUUAAUGCAAGGUGUAUAUAUGUAAUUAUGUAUCUUGCAAUUUAACAAGUUGUAUCUGUAAAAACCAUAAAGGGAUUGUGCACAUGUUUUAAACAACAUAUUUGGUACUAAUUCACCUUAAUACUUCUUAAA
This is a messenger RNA of Lactuca sativa (garden lettuce), 1721 nucleotides long. RefSeq lists its product as uncharacterized. NCBI's taxonomy places the organism in Eukaryota, Viridiplantae, Streptophyta, Magnoliopsida, Asterales, Asteraceae. The record is from RefSeq and is a predicted model, not a curated record.